UCCCGUCUUUCCCGCCUCAGAACAUUUCCCGCUCGGAGCAAAACCCUAACGAGCACAAAUGGGGACGAAGCAUCAGUCCUCCUCCGAUUCAAUCAGCGAUCCCAAAAAGCGCCGUCGCGUGGGAUUCUCUAAGACCGAUGCUGGAAUUGAAGCUAACGACUGCAUUACUAUAUACAUAGUUUCUAGCGCAGAGGAUGUUGACUCCCCAAACAGUUUCUGUCUUGAACCAAUUGACUUGAAUCAAUUUUUUGAAGACGAUGGCAGAAUAUUUGGGUAUCAGGGUCUGAAGAUCACUAUAUGGGUUAACUUGAUAUCCUUUCAUGCCUAUGCUGAUAUUUCUUUUGAAAGCUCAUCAGAUGGUGGCAGAGGAAUCACAAACGUAAAGUCUGCCCUUCAGAAUAUUUUUGCUGAGAGUCUUGUUGAUGAAAAAGAUGCCUUCCUGCAAACAUUUUCAACUGAAAGUCAUUAUGUUCGGUCUGUUGUCUCAAAUGCUGAAACACUGCAGCAUAAAGUUUCAAAUGGCUGUAGCACUGAAUCUAAUUGUCUUUUGAAAUCAGAGCCUUCAGAUGUAGAGGUAUUCCGGAUCGCUGGCACGCCUGUAGGACACCUUUAUAGUAGAUUGGUGCCACUUGUACUACUCUUAGUGGAUGGUAGCAAUCCUAUUGACGUCCUUGAUCCUAGAUGGGAAAUUUAUCUCCUAGUCCAGGAAAGGAAAGAUACCCAGGAGGAUCGCCUUUCAAGGUUGCUUGGUUUUGCAGCUGUUUAUCGUUUCCAUCGUUAUCCUGGAAGUACACGCAUGCGACUUGGGCAGAUACUGGUUAUGCCUCCUUACCAACGUAAAGGUUAUGGUCGUUUUCUUCUUGAGGUGCUGAACAGGGUUGCAGUAUCUGAAAAUGUGUAUGACCUGACUAUUGAAGAGCCUGAGGAUUCUCUUCAAUAUGUUCGAUUGUGCAUUGAUGUUGAGCGUUUGCUUGUAUUUGACCCAAUCCAGCAAUCCCUAGAAUCAGUUGUAUCACAUUUAAAGCAGGAAAAUUCUUUGAAAAAAAGCUACAUGUGCAAGUAUGCUCCACCACUGAGUGCUGUCGAAGAUGUGAGGAAAACUUUGAAAAUCAACAAGAAGCAGUUUGAGCAAUGUUGGGAGAUUCUUAUCUAUCUUGGGUUGGCCCCAAUUAACAAAUAUAUGGAGAUAUACCAGGCAAUUGUUUCACACCGAGUAAAGGCUGAAGUUGUAGGGAAAGAUUCAGAGGGUGCGGGGAAGCAGGUGAUUGAUGUACCAACUGAAUAUGAUCAGCAGAUGUCAUUUGUGAUGUUCAAAUCGCAGAAUGGUGAAUCUAGUAGCAUAGAGACGGCUGCCAAUCAAAGUAUUGUGGAGGAGCAGCUGCAGAAACUGGUGGAUAAACGAAUGAAUCAGAUCAAGUUGAUUGCUGAGAAGGUUUCUGCUGUUCAUCGGCAAUGAAGACAAAUGCAGCUGCUAUUUUCACAUCCUAACAAAUGCAUAUUCCAAGGUGUUGAUGCAGAGGUUUUGGAAAUGAAAAAGGAGUGGCUGUACAUGAACUGAGCUGUACUUUACCAAGGUUAAAUUAGUUUAGUCUUUCAAUUAUGUCUGACUUGUUUACUUAAUGCGUGAACUAAUUGGAUAUGAGGCAGCAUUCUGCAUUCUCCCUCGAUUCUUUUACUGAUUUAUUUAUCUUGUAGUUUAGAGUAA
Messenger RNA from Solanum verrucosum, 1705 nucleotides. Its product is annotated as histone acetyltransferase type B catalytic subunit. Gene Ontology annotation, cellular component: nucleus. The transcript has 10 exons. The record is from RefSeq and is a predicted model, not a curated record. Bases 59 to 1456 code for a protein of 465 amino acids. Gene Ontology annotation, biological process: subtelomeric heterochromatin formation. Gene Ontology annotation, molecular function: histone H4 acetyltransferase activity. Lineage: Eukaryota; Viridiplantae; Streptophyta; Magnoliopsida; Solanales; Solanaceae.